CUGUUUUGCUUUCAGGAAUUUCUAGUGCGAUCAUCUGCGAUGGGCUGGACAGGCAGACUGUGAUCUCCAGAACUGCUGACAGUAUACACGACCGAAACUAAAGAUGGCAUCUGGAAGGAUUCGCUCCACGCGCCGUCUGCGCUCCUGGAUAGUGGAACAGGUGAACAGUGGGAAGUAUCACGGCCUAGUGUGGGACAACACUGAUAAAACUAUGUUUCGUAUCCCAUGGAAACAUGCAGGAAAACAAGAUUUCCGAAGUGAGGAAGAUGCAGCUAUUUUCAAGGCUUGGGCGGAGUUUAAAGGGAAGCUUUUGGAGAAUGGAAAUGACCCUGCAUCCUGGAAAACUCGCCUUCGCUGUGCCCUCAACAAAAGUCCAGAGUUUAGUGAGGUCGUUGAAAGAUCACAGCUGGACAUCUCAGAACCCUACAAAGUGUACCGCCUCGUACCACUAGAAGAACAAGGAGGGGUGAAAGUAAAAAAAGAGAAUGGACAGAAAGCAGUGAGAAGCAUCAGGAGGAGACACAGCGAAUCUGAGCAUGAUCAGGAGAUCGAAUGCAAAAAGAUCAAAAAGGAGGUUGUUGUGUUCCAGCCCAUCAACAUGAGUGCACAGGAAACUGUACCACACACAGGAAGUGAGAUCGGGAUGCAGACAAUCCUCUUAAAGAGUGACAGUGCUGAAGAUAUCCAGUUAAACUUUACAAUUGAAACAGUGCCUUUGUCUGAAGAAAAGAGAGUGCUGAACACUUUCCACAUAACCGUGCACUACGUUGGUCAGGAGGUUCUGCGGCGAGAAGUAAGGGGUGAUGAUGUUCGGAUUGCUUACCUGCCUCCGUCACCCGUCCCUCCGUCUCCACCGUCUCUGAGCGGCCCUGGCUUCCAUCGAAUCCCUCUCCCAGACCCCCCAUUAGACAUGGUUGAUGACCCCAGCCUUGCCCCACGUUUGAUUGAUCUUAAAAAAUUACUGCCCUUCAUGGAGCGGGGAGUUGUGCUGACCUUGACAGGAGGAGGCAUCUAUGCCAAGCGUUUCUGUCAGGGACGGGUGUUCUGGAGAGGACCGCACAACACCACCACAGGACCCUGUAAAAUGGAGAGAGCAAGCGAGCUUACCCAGCUGUUCAACAUGGAUACAUUCAGACAGGAGUUGGAUGCUUUCCGCAAUGGAGGAAAAGAACCUCAAAGUGAGAUCACGCUGUGUUUCGGAGAAGAACUGAAUGAUGGAGACAACAUCUCUGAUAAACACAUCAUCAUUAAGAUCUCUCUUCCAUGGGUUGAGUUCCAGAUAGAAGAGGUCAAGACCCUAAGAGACCCUAUUGCAAUUCUCAAAUGUUUGGCCAGCCAGUCUCCUACAGGGGAAGUGACUCUGAACCUUUGUUGAAGUAUCAGAGUAACAAACUUCUAAGAUAUCACUCGCAGCAUUCUAAACAUUAAGGAUCAAAAUGAAGAGGAAAAUGGCUUGAGAUAACUGGUAGAAACCCAUUACUGUAUGUAGUUAGUGGAAAUGAUGCAAUUAUUAGUUGCUUAAAUAUAUAGCCAGAUAGCAGUUAAAUAUUUAUAAGUAAUACAAAGACACAUCUUUAGUCAAUAGGCAUGUCGGCCAAAAGCUGAAUACCUUGGUCCAAAGCGGGCCAACUGGGGCGUGAGGAGUGGUCAUGAACAACGGCAUUUA
This is a messenger RNA of Rhinichthys klamathensis goyatoka, 1666 nucleotides long. RefSeq names its product interferon regulatory factor 9 (gene irf9). Bases 104 to 1375 code for a protein of 423 amino acids. Gene Ontology annotation, cellular component: nucleus. The transcript has 10 exons. NCBI's taxonomy places the organism in Eukaryota, Metazoa, Chordata, Actinopteri, Cypriniformes, Leuciscidae. Gene Ontology annotation, molecular function: protein binding; DNA-binding transcription factor activity, RNA polymerase II-specific; RNA polymerase II cis-regulatory region sequence-specific DNA binding. Gene Ontology annotation, biological process: regulation of transcription by RNA polymerase II; immune system process. The record is from RefSeq and is a predicted model, not a curated record.